Messenger RNA from Strongylus vulgaris, 519 nucleotides. Lineage: Eukaryota; Metazoa; Nematoda; Chromadorea; Rhabditida; Strongylidae. The record is from the annotation of a GenBank genome assembly.
GAAGACUGCCACACUGAUUGGGUUUCCACUGUUAGAUUCUCGCCCUCUACGCGUGACCCAGUGAUUGUUUCUGCUGGUUGGGACAAGAUCGUUAAAGUGUGGAACCUCGGCAACUGCCGCCUGAAGACCAACCACAUUGGUCACACCGGCUACGUCAGCACCGUGACUGUUUCCCCAGAUGGUUCACUUUGCGCUUCCGGUGGCAAGGACGGGCAAGCUAUGCUGUGGGAUUUGAACGAAGGCAAACACCUUUACACUCUAAAUGGAAACGAUGUUAUUCAUGCCAUGGCCUUCUCACCGAACCGAUACUGGUUGUGCGCUGCUGUUGGCCCUGUCAUCAAGAUCUGGGAUUUGGAGGAUAAACGCGAGAUCGAGGAACUCAAGCCCGAAAUCACAGGAAAGAGCUCCACCGCCCCUCAAUGCGUCUCGUUGGCUUGGUCGCAAGACGGACAGACCCUCUAUGCUGGAUACACAGACAAUGUCAUACGUGUCUGGCAGGUGUCAGUGCGUACGAAUUAA